Messenger RNA from Pogoniulus pusillus (Red-fronted tinkerbird), 4607 nucleotides. It is a transcript of the gene CDC73, whose product is annotated as cell division cycle 73. Gene Ontology annotation, biological process: transcription elongation by RNA polymerase II; positive regulation of transcription elongation by RNA polymerase II. Gene Ontology annotation, cellular component: Cdc73/Paf1 complex. Lineage: Eukaryota; Metazoa; Chordata; Aves; Piciformes; Lybiidae. Gene Ontology annotation, molecular function: RNA polymerase II complex binding. The record is from RefSeq and is a predicted model, not a curated record. The coding region runs from base 35 to 1759 and encodes 574 amino acids. The transcript is spliced from 17 exons.
CUCAACAUUGCUCCCUGGCGGCGGCGGUGCGGAGAUGGAGCUCCCGCUCAGGCAGUCGCGUCGGGCAGCCUCCGGCGUGGAGGCUGGCGGCGGGGUCCUGGUACGGCUGUCAGAGGGGCCGGGCUCUGGCGGAGCGGCGGCGGCCGGCGGCUCCGGGGCGAAGAUGGCGGACGUGCUGAGCGUGCUGCGGCAGUACAACACGCAGAAGAAGGAGAUCGUCGUGAAGGGCGACGAGGUGAUCUUCGGCGAGUUCUCCUGGCCCAAGAAUGUCAAGACUAACUAUGUCAUCUGGGGGACAGGAAAAGAGGGCCAGCCCAGGGAAUACUACACUUUGGAUUCCAUCUUGUUCCUGCUCAAUAAUGUGCACCUUUCUCAUCCAGUUUAUGUCCGCCGUGCUGCGACUGAAAACAUUCUUGUGGUGACAAGACCUGAUAGGAAAGACUUGCUUGCGUACCUAAACGGGGAAACAUCAACCUCAUCAAGUAUAGACAGAAGUGCUCCACUUGAAAUUGGUCUGCAAAGGUCCACUCAAGUUAAAAGAGCAGCGGAUGAAAUAUUAGCAGAAGCAAAGAAACCAAGAAUAGAGGAUGAAGAGUGUGUACGCCUUGACAAGGAGCGGUUGGCAGCUCGAUUGGAAGGACACAAAGAAGGGAUCGUGCAGACGGAGCAGAUCAGGUCCUUGUCUGAAGCCAUGUCAGUGGAAAAAAUUGCUGCCAUCAAAGCAAAAAUUAUGGCAAAGAAAAGAUCCACUAUCAAAACUGACCUGGAUGAUGACAUAACUGCUCUUAAACAGAGAAGUUUUGUUGAUGCUGAAGUGGAUGUAACCAGAGAUAUUGUCAGCAGGGAGAGAGUAUGGAGGACAAGAACUACAAUCUUACAAAGCACAGGCAAGAACUUUGCCAAGAAUAUUUUUGCAAUUCUUCAAUCAGUGAAAGCCAGAGAAGAAGGCCGAGCACCUGAGCAAAGACCCGCACCAAAUACAGCACCAACGGAUCCCACUUUACGAAAUAAGCAACCUAUUCCAGCCGCCUACAACAGAUACGAUCAGGAAAGAUUCAAAGGCAAAGAGGAAACGGAAGGCUUUAAAAUUGAUACCAUGGGCACCUAUCACGGGAUGACUCUGAAGUCUGUAACGGAAGGUGCUUCUGCUCGAAAAACACAGACUCCAGCAGCACAGCCUGUACCACGACCAGUUUCUCAAGCAAGACCACCUCCAAACCAGAAAAAAGGAUCUCGAACUCCAAUAAUCAUUAUUCCAGCAGCCACCACCUCUUUAAUAACGAUGCUUAAUGCAAAGGACCUUCUGCAAGAUCUGAAGUUUGUGCCAUCAGAUGAAAAGAAGAAACAAGGCUGUCAACGGGAGAAUGAAACUCUAAUACAGAGAAGGAAGGACCAGAUACAGCCUGGGGGAACUACAGUCAGCGUUACUGUACCUUAUCGAGUAGUAGACCAACCUCUAAAACUUAUGCCACAGGACUGGGAUCGUGUGGUGGCAGUGUUUGUACAAGGUCCUGCUUGGCAGUUCAAAGGCUGGCCUUGGCUCUUGCCUGACGGAUCACCUGUUGAUAUCUUUGCAAAAAUUAAAGCUUUCCAUCUCAAAUACGAUGAAGUGCGUCUGGACCCAAAUGUACAGAAGUGGGAUGUAACAGUGUUAGAACUGAGCUACCACAAACGACACUUGGACAGGCCAGUAUUCCUGCGCUUCUGGGAAACUCUGGACAGGUAUAUGGUGAAGCACAAAUCUCACUUGAGAUUCUAAGUCCUUCAGCUGCUGUUUAUUUCCUGAAGUAUGGAUUGAGGAAGAGGAAAGGGGAUCCAGUCUGGAGACCAGAUCUCGCACUAUAUGAUCUCUCAAGAACUUUGCAAAUGAAGAAGGGUCACAGUUGAAACUUUUUAUAAAAUCUUGUUAGGAUGCUUCACGCUAUGGCAGGUCAAGACCUGUUGUGAUUCAGAAGCAAAAGGGUUUUGCUUAAAACUAUUUUUUUAAUGUUGUUAGCCUUCUAGUCUGCAAUCCAAAUUGUAUAUUUUGAUAGCAGCAGUUUCUUCUCUGUUUUGUUAAAUUAGCCACAUUUUUAAACACUGUGUUUUUGUUCCUUACUAGAAAAUAGAUUGAUCUUCACUGCAGGUUCAAAGGAUGUGUGUGCGUGUGCGCCCGGGCGCACGUCUGCGUGUGUAUAUGUGUGUGUGUGUGUGUCUAUACAUAUAAAAAUGUAUAAAAAGAAACCCCUUAUAGACACACUUAGACACACAUAGAUGUUACCAGGCUUUCUAAACCACUUAGCUUCUGGCUUAGUUUGGGUUUUUCUUUGCUUAUCGUUUCACUUACGGAAAAUACUGCGUUGUGAAUGAUACUACAUUUUAGUCACUAGGCCUCGCAAACUGAGCAAAGUGAAAAGUUGUUUUGGAUAAAUCAGAAUGUCGACCUGUAUGUGUAUAUUCUGUCAGUCUUUGCUGAAAAAGGGAAGAUGGAAAGGCAAAAAAAAAAGAAGCUAGGAACACUUCUUUUGGAUUCGUAAUGUCCCGGGUUACGAAAUCUUUAUGGUAGGGAUGCAUUCAAGUCAUGUUAACUUUAAAUUGCAGGUCUCCAUACAGGUCUCCUUAUUUAAGCUGAAAGUGUGCAUGUGUACAUUCCCAUCUAUCAAAAUACCUAAAUGUUAAUCUAGAUUAAACAAUGAACAGACAAGGAGAGAGUUUGGAUUUUUUUUUUUCUCCAGGUGAAAACACCACAAAGAAUGAAUUACAAACUCUUUGCAUUUAUACCUCUGAUGCCAUCUCUAAGAAUACUUUAUUGUGAGGAAACUAGCCCAGGCUGUGUCUGCAAGAGCUGUAAGUUUCUGUGAUGAGUGGCUAACGUGGCCUCCUAUCAGUCCUACGCUGGAAUGGAAAAUGAGCCUCCUCCAGUUACCAAAGAACACAUUUUUUGAUCUACAGUAUAUCUGAGGCUGGAUGACCCUGGUAGUUGUAUGACUUUCUGAUAUCUCUGUAUCUAUUUAAUAAGCUAAGUUGAUGUUGCAUACCAGUGAAUGUUGAGAACAACCCAAGUAUUGUAACACCUGCAUGAUUAUUUUUUUCCUGCGAUAGAGAAUACCUGUUUAUACUCCUGUUCUUGAAAUUCCAAACUAUGGGGGUUUUAAUAGACUUUACACUUAAGGUUUGACAAGAGUAAAAUAUUCUGCCUGUUCUGUUUUAGUUUUUGCUUUUUUUUUAUAUUUGAUGUUCCCUUCAUUUUUAAUAAAAACAGAAGGCACAUCAUUGGAGGUUCUCUGUAAAACUAUGUCUUAAAUUUAAAGAGGGCUGUGAGGUCUUGAUUUUAGUUAUGUUUCCAUCUCUGUUACGUCAAAACUGCUAUUUUUUAAUGUUUUGAUGGGUUUUUUAAUGGAAACAUAAAACAUCAACAAAAAUGAAAAAGUAACAAGUAAACUACCAAACAAAAAACCCCAGUGGCUCCAAGAUUAGGAGUUGACACUGGAUUUUUAAGAGGGUUCUCUAAAGAGAUUUAGAAGAGCAGGCAAUAUAGGUUUCCUCUUUGGGCAAGUACCAAAUGUCUGUGCUUAUUACAAAGGUAUCCACAUCGUGCAUGAGUGAGCUAAAACAUUCAAGACUUUGUUUUGACCUUUACUAUGAUUGGAAAAGCUGUAAUGGCUACCAACACAGCAGCCAUAACUACUGCUUUAAAGAGUGACAUAUCAGUUGUGUGUUUUUAACUCUCAGACAUUUCCAAUUACAAAUACAUUUUUUAUCAGGCUUGAUCAGUACUUGCUGGUCCAUCCAAUUACAAAAAGACUUCACCAAUGGGCAAUGACCUGAAAAAGCAGAUUCUGAAGAAAUGUGUGCUUCACACACGCUGUGAUAUACAGACUGUAUAGUGGUCUUUAAAUGGUCAAGGUCCAUUUCUCUCUUCUGUCUUGCAUUUCACUUGUGUUUUAAGUGCGUGUGUAAUCCCAGGUCCAAUACUGUAUACAGCUGACGACUUGGUUUAGGAGUUAACGUAUGUACGUAUUGGGAGUAACUCCUCUGAAACUAGUGAAGUUACAUGGAUGUGGAACUGGCAGAAGAGCAAAAUCCAUGAAAGCUUUGUAUGGACUGUGCCAUUUUUUUAAAGGGGUUGAGCAUAGACCUUUAACGUCUUCAGAUUUUAUACUUGCCAGUGAUUUACGUCACAAGUUGUAAAGUAUGUGUUUGUGAAGGAGCUGGCACCUGAUCCUGCAUAUUUCUGUCAGUCAUAAAAGUAGUGAUGUUUAUAAAAUGAGCCAUUUUGCAAUCAGAUUCCUGCUGACAUUAUUGGAAGUUUAAUUAGGUUGUCAGAAUAGCAUUCCUGCUGCCUUCAUAAAUAACUGCACAUAGAUUAUGAAACUACUUGGACUUUAAAAUUUAGCCUUACAGCAGCAUUUUGCAGCACAGCUGGAAUGUGAGACACUUAUGUUAUGCUUAAUUUAUCUACAAGUUAAUGUAGAGUAAUAAAGGAAACUGAUACUUAAAACUGGGGAAGCUGGAGGAUCAGACAUCUGUUGUAGUGAGCUGCUUUCUUAUUGUUGAGCAAAUUUGACGCACUACUUAGAGGUGUAUAAAAUGUGUAAAUUGUACUCAAUUAAAAUGUAUAACUAAAA